This is a messenger RNA of Symbiodinium natans, 1527 nucleotides long. The record is from the annotation of a GenBank genome assembly. NCBI's taxonomy places the organism in Eukaryota, Dinophyceae, Suessiales, Symbiodiniaceae.
AUGGGCUUCGGCGGUGCAUGGAUCAUAGCACUGCCUGCAGUGCAUGGCCUAGGCCUCUUGCAAACUUGCUUGACAAUUGUGCGGAUCGCCGCCUACAAGCAGUGUUGCAAAGCCGUCAUGUUGGUUAGCACGGACUUCUGUGAGCUGCCUUCGGAAGUGGUUGACUACCUGGAGCCUUGGGACAAGGCAAUAGUGCAGGCUGCGCAGGACUUGAAACCGGGGCCAGAGCUCCUCGCCUGCCUGCGGGCAGUGCAGGAAGUCCUUCGAAGUACCUGCGUGGCCCUUCAGCACGAACUGGCAGUGCCGGAGCGCCCAUGGCAGGACUUAAGCACGGCAUGGGAUUCUUACCAGAAGAAGCUUCUUCAAGGUGCUUCUUCGGGCUGCAAGCUUCCCCGCAUGCUUACUGCUGCGCUGCUGCCGGGCCUGUCAGAGCAGUUUUCGAUGUUGGUUCGAGGAGCGAGUCCAUCGAGGCAAUGGCUCUAUUCGUUUCAGAGUACCUGGCGCAUGGCCCUGAAGCUGCUCGAGUUUUUGCAAGUCAUGUCGUUGGAUGGCUUUGACUGGAUGUCAGAUCUUGCAUACGAUUUGCAUCGGCGUGCUUUCCGAAAGGCGGGCCAGAGCGAAGCCGCGACUUGGGCCGCAGUGGCCAGGGCAGCUCCGGCUUUCAAGCUAGCAGGACACUUCGGGGCGUGGAGUGCAGAUGAGGCAGCUUCUCUUGGUGCGGCGCUGCGCCAUGAUUUGCCUGCCAAUCGAGUCGUGGAUGCGGCCGUACGAGGUCGCAAGGCCUCAAGGCGCUUUCGAAUGGUGGAAGUUGGCGUUUUCCAGGGCAACCUCACACAACACAUUUGGCAGCGAUCAGCGCGUCUUCCAGGUGCCUUUGAGCUUCAUCUGGUUGACCACUGGGGAGCUGCCGAUCAGCCAAUGGGUGCUGCAAGCCAGGCCGUCGGAACUGGUUCUGACAUGGCCGGCCAAAGCAACGAUACCAGCAUGCGCGCUGUGUGGCGACAUUUUGGCCGCCAUGGAGCUCGACGAGUGGAGGUGCCGCAUUGGCUUGGCCUUUCCAAGGCCUGCGCCACCCUGGCGGAUGCUCAGCGAUUUGAUGCUGAUGUGGCUUUCCACCGUAGCACCAGCGUUGGCCCGUCCAGGUGUUUUGAGGACGAUAGCUUAGACCUUGUCUACAUUGAUGCAGAUCACAAGUGGUGGAGCGUGUUGCAAGACUUGAGCGCCUGGUGGCCCAAAGUCCGGCCUGGUGGGCUCAUGAUGGGGCACGACUUCCAUUUCAAUACGUUGAUGGAGCGUGAAGAGCUGGAUGAAGGGAGCAUCAAUGACGUGCCCAUUGCAGUCGCUGCAUUUUUCCGGGCGCCUUCAGAAGUGCUCCUGCAUUCUGGCUUUGUAUGGUCUGUCCAAAAGUCGAAGAACGUCGGCAGCAACACCUCAGAGGUUUCCCUGCAGCGGCAAGAGCUCUGCGAGUUGCUGCGCAGGCGGCUGAAGCCCCACUUCAGAUUCGAGAUAUGCGACUUGAGACCAUGA